AUGCGUUGUUGUGCACAUAUUCUUAAUCUCGUUGUGAGUGAUGGGUUGAAAGAAAUGGACGAUUCUACUGCCAACAUUAGACUUGCUUUGAGAUAUGUGAGGUCUUCUCCUCAUAGGCAUGAUGUUUUUAAGAAGUGUGCGGCCACACUCAAACUUGAUUUACAAGCUCUUGUAUGCCUAGAUGUACCAACUAGGUGGAACUCUACCUAUUUGAUGUUAGAGGCCGCCGAAAAGUAUGAGAAGGCUUUUAAUCGAUUGAAGUUUGUGGAUUCCAACUUUGAACCUUAUUUCAUUGAUGUUGAUGGUGGCAUAAGAAGAAGUCCGAAUGAGUUGGAUUGGAAAAAGUGUAGAAUUUUUUUGAGGUUUUUAAAAUUAUUUUAUGUUGCAACCAAGAAAUUUUCGGGGUUUCUCUUUGUUACUUCCAAUGCUUUUUACAAAGAGAUGUUUGUUAUUGAAAGCAAAAUUAACCAAUUAAUUUUGGAGGAGGAUGAUACUUUGAGCUCAAUGGCAAAGACUAUGAAGCUAAAGUUUAGCAAGUAUUGGGGGGAUGGAAGUAAAAUCAAUUUGUUGUUGUAUGUUGCGGUGGUUCUUGAUCCUACCAAAAAAAUGACAUAUUUGGAGUUUUGUUUUUCCAAUUUGUUUCUUGGAGAUAAUAGGAAGGUGGAAGAGAUGGUAGACAAGGUUAAGAGUUGCUUGAGUCGUUUGUAUAGCCAUUAUGUUACACUUUAUCCUUCACAUGAGAAACUUCCAAGUGUGAGUGAAGUUGUGAAUAUGGUGGAAGAUGAUGAUGAUGAUGAUCCCUAUUCUUUAGUUGACUCCCAAUUUAGUUCCUAUUUGGAGGGGCGAUGCACUAGUGGAUCUAAGUCGGAAUUGGAACAAUAUUUAUCCGAGGUUGAACAUUUUGCAAAGAAUCAAACAUUUGAGAUUUUGGAUUAUUGGAAGGUGAAUGCAACCAAAUAUAGGGUGUUAUCACAACUUGCUAGGGAUGUGUUGGCCAUGCCUAUUUCUACCGUUGCAUCGGAGUCGGCUUUUAGUACGGGAGGGCGUAUUCUUGACCCAUUUCGUAGUUCACUCUCACCUUCUAUGGUUGAAGCUCUUGUAUGUACUCAAAAUUGGCUUCGAAGCAACCUUCCAAUUUCUCUUCGAAAAGCGAUGGAUGAUGUGGAAGAAUUUGAGCAAUAUGACUCGGGUACUUUGGAAUCAAGCUCAUCUUCAACUUCAACCUAUAAUGUUGAUGCUAUAAUUGAUGUCUAA
Camellia sinensis is the source of this 1254-nucleotide messenger RNA. NCBI's taxonomy places the organism in Eukaryota, Viridiplantae, Streptophyta, Magnoliopsida, Ericales, Theaceae. The record is from RefSeq and is a predicted model, not a curated record.